AUGAAGCCCUAUCUUUCUGGAUUAGCACUCUUCCUCCUGGUGAUCUCAUUGCCUUCAGGGAAUGGUUUAUUUGGAAAUGAUGGAGUAGAAUUUCGCACUUGUACUGCACUUAAGGGCUUAUGUUUCUUCGGUUGUAAACCUGGAUGGAAAUGGAUUGCAUUCUGUCACAAUGUAUUAUCUUGUUGUGUGAAAAAGAAAGAAAAUAUCCCCCCCCAAGUCAAUGAAAUGUGGUGGACCAAUUAA
Trichechus manatus latirostris (Florida manatee) is the source of this 243-nucleotide messenger RNA. It is a transcript of the gene DEFB136, whose product is annotated as defensin beta 136. The transcript has 2 exons. Lineage: Eukaryota; Metazoa; Chordata; Mammalia; Sirenia; Trichechidae. Gene Ontology annotation, biological process: defense response to bacterium. The coding region runs from base 1 to 243 and encodes 80 amino acids. The record is from RefSeq and is a predicted model, not a curated record.